This is a messenger RNA of Phlebotomus argentipes, 2255 nucleotides long. RefSeq names its product rh5-interacting protein-like. The record is from RefSeq and is a predicted model, not a curated record. Bases 399 to 2165 code for a protein of 588 amino acids. NCBI's taxonomy places the organism in Eukaryota, Metazoa, Arthropoda, Insecta, Diptera, Psychodidae. The transcript is spliced from 10 exons.
UCAACUGUCGCGCUCUCGUUGCAAAUUAUUUAUGCGAAGAGUGUUCAAUAAGGAAAGAGUAUUGGAUAUCUUGGUGGUUUUAUUGUGCCAAAAGCACUCUUCUUUUUUCACCAUCUUCCACAUUUAAAAUUCAUGCAGCCAAAAUCAAUAGAUUUAAGCAGGCAUUCUGGCUUCUUUGCCUUCUUUUCUCCUGAGGAAUCACAAUGACAAGUUGAGCCGUAAAUUUGUUUGAAAGGCACUUUGUAGACAUCACAUUUGUGGCCAUCCGAGAUAUUUCAUGCUCACAGAACAUUCAUUUGCCGUGGCAAACGCUGUGUGACAGUGCUAAAAUAAUACUCACAGUGCUUCAUUUCAUAUAUAUCACCUCCACAAUAAAAAAUUGCAGUUUCAGUGCAACAAUGAAAUUGGAAUUAACAUGCUUGGUAGCAAUAGCAAUAUUUCUCGGUCACAUAAAAGAUUCCAGUGGGAUUUAUUGGCCCUGCGAGCAGGAUAUAGACUGCACGGAUCUCGUGAAUGAUACUUACUGCUCAUCUCAAGGAAAUUGCGAGUGCGAAGCUGGAUACACCUUUAAUGCGGCCGUCACCAGAUGUUUGAGAGAGUCCUACAUCGACGAAUCCUGUGAGGAAGCCGUCCAGUGCUCUCAUAUGCUGACGGGAGCUUCUUGCCAAAAUGGUGUUUGCACGUGCGACGGGGAUGAACUCGAGAUGCGAACCUACGUCCGCGGUCGUUGUAGAAAGUUGCUUCCAUUGUUCAAUGAAUGUCAAGAGGAUUUGGACUGUGAUUUUGGCUUUGAUCGAGAAUCAGUGGCUUGCAAGGCGGGCACAUGUCAGUGUGCAGACGGAUUCUAUCAUCGCGGGGAAAAUAUUUGUCGACGGAUAUCCAUGAAUGUUGGCGAUAGUUGUAUCAUUAACGCCGAUUGCCAGGGCGGCGAUCAUGAGUGUGUGGCGCGAGAGUGCAGCGAGAAGAGCCCGGACGACAGGACGGAGGCCGGCGUGCAAACGGACUUCACGGAUUCACCCACCGAGUCGAAGAGCCUCCUGACCGAUGACACCACUUCCAACUCCGAGCGACGGCUGAGGGACGACACCAAGGACGAAGGCGUGCAAUUCGGCGAUUCGUGCGUGAAUAACGGAGAACCUUGCGCCGGAUUGGCGUAUUCCACGUGCAGAAAGGAUCGCUGUCACUGCAAGGCUGGGUAUUAUCCUUUGAAUGGAAUUUGCAUGGCCGAAUUGGGCGAAGAAGCACAAAGCGAAGAACAAUGUGGCACUGUUUUGAGAAACAACAAGUGCGUUUGCGAAUACGAUUCCUUCUACCGUCCAAACUUGAGAACUUGUGUCCGAAAUGUUUUGGGAUUGCAAUACUCAUGUGUCACGCACAGUCAGUGCUCUCCAUUCCUGGGCAUGUGCAGCUCUGGCGUGCUGAUCCCGUCCUGCAUCUGCCAUCCCUAUAAGAUCCAGGACACCGAGAGCCAGAUCUGCGAGAUGCGCAAGGGUCUAGGUGAGUUCUGCGAGAAGAAGGAAGACUGCUCCGUGAGCAAAACGGCCUGCCAGCCCGACAACACGUGCGCAUGCGACGACAGCUACAUAGAAGUGGACGAGCAGUGCAAGCCCGCGAUCACGGGCUCGUGCGAAAGCAACGAAGACUGUGCCGUGGACAACACGGAGUGCAUGACUGACAGUGCGGACAAGGAGGAUGAGACGGCGCAGAUGGACCAGAAGGUGUGCCGCUGCAAGGAGGGCUUCACGCACACGGCCAACACCGAAUGUCUGCCCAACGCCAGCAAGUACGGGGACGAGUGCGUGGAGUCCGAGCAGUGCCAGCCGCUCCUGGGCACCCUCGGGCAGUGCAUCGACGGCGAGUGUGCGUGCGAUGAGGAGAAGCACCACCACAAGGACGGAAAGUGCCACGAGAAGAAGGUUCUUGAGGAGUCAUGCACAAAAUCCAGCGAAUGCUUCGUGAUAGAUAAUUCGACUCAAGUGGAGUGCAGAAACAAUGUUUGCCAAUGUCAGUAUGGCUAUUAUCCAGACAGCACCAGAAUCAAGUGUGUGAAAUCCACGGGCAAAAAUUCUUCCGGUCGUCCAAGUCCCCUAAAAGUUAUUACAAUGCUACUUAUAACCGCCGCUAUUCUAGUCACUAGUGCUGCAAUUAAGGAGGCUUAUUACUAAAUCAAAGCAGAAAUCAUGUGCGCUUGAAGGAGUUCUCCAUGUGUAAAUAAAUACAACAAUUAGAAAUUAUAAUAAAAUCAAUUCUGCAAA